AUGGAGCUGACGCAUCGCGCGUGCAGGGUACUAUUCGCAUUGCUUGGAUUCUUGCAUGGGGCGUUUGUGCAGGCUGUUCACCAGGCCGCGGCCCAGGCCGAGUCGUUCGGAUUCGUUGCGCUUAACACGAGUGCCAGUAGCAAGUGCGCUGCAGGGCCGCUGAACCUGAGCGAAGUUGUGGCGAUCCACACGUGGAUCAGCUCUUCCGUUCGCGGCUCUAUUCCUCCCUACUACGUCGACGGCGUCCCCGUUUCCGUCAAAUACUACGCGCGACUGGGGAACCCCGUGGCUCCAACCGACUGCGACGUCGGCACAACCAAGCUGGACGCGGCGACAUUCCAGAGCGGAAUCAAAGGGAUGACUUCGGACAACCCUGCAGCGCCCCUUGCCAGUCCAGAAGCGAUCAUCAGGUUCGUCAAGGACAAUGGGAAGUUGGCUACGGUUGCGUCUGCAAGUGCGUUUUACUCGGUGCAGUUCCAUGUAUAUGACUGGUCCUGCGCAAUGCUCGCGACGGACAAAGUCCUCUCCACUCUGGGCGAUCUCAAGGGGCUCGACGCGACUUCUAUCGCUCGCUAUCUCCCCUGCUAUCGGAUCUCAGGCGCGGUCGGCGUCUCGUACGUGGACACGAACAACAAGCAGCAGUGCGCGUGCGUGCGCCCGGUUGGUACGGCGCUUAAUGGCGCGUCUUGCACAGCCUUGGCAUCAUCAAACGAAGGAGGGGGCAAGUGCUUGUGGAACACCAGCCGACCGAGCGGCUACACAUGCCCCUGGACCAAUGCAAGUGCGUCCGCACUCAAGUUGAUCAGCGACUGCAAAGUCGACGUCCUUGUGCCUAGCGACAACUACGGUCGAGUCAACAAGGCCGUGUCCAUCCUCGACACCUGGCAGCAGUUCCUGCUUCAGCCUCAACUUGAAGUGGACGGCAUCGAAUUCCGCAGCUUCGGAGUGUACAAUCCCUGUGCGACUGCAACGUGGGGGUCGAAGGCAACAGAUCCGACGGCCUUGACGUUGCUGGAUCUGCAGACGGCGGUGAGCAAGGAGGCGAGCUUCUUGUCAUUUUCAAGCGCCAAAAACGUCGUGAACAACGGACCAAGUGAGCGCGUCGAUAUCGUCACGCGGACGAUGAAGGACUGGGUAGAAGCGUCCUAUGUCGCGAUGACUUCAGCCUCGUCCGCGUGCUUCCACGACUACGUGGUUCGUCACUUGCUGGAACAGCUAGUGUUGACUCAGAGCCCAUUAAUGCUGAGCUCUACCGCUCUCAGCAGCCUGCAAUGCAUGCGGUGCUGCUCCAAGCAGACAACGCUGCGUGAAUACUACUACGACUACACGUGCGGCGCGUCCAGCGGGCCACCGUCCAAGCUGAUCUCUGGGAACGAGACGUGCGCGUUCAACCACUGCCUGCGUCUUACGGGGUCAGCGCCGGUGCAGGUGUCGGCCUCGCCCACUGCUAAUGUGAUGACCCCAACCGACCCGAUGACUAUCAGCCGCAGCUCGCCGUGCCCCGUACUAAGCAGCACUUGCUCGAAUGCAGCUACACUAUCGAGUCUUGUGAACACAAGCGAAGCCUGGAGUUCUGCAUUACCGAACCAGAACGCCUACGUUGCUGGGUAUAACGUCUCCGCGUACGUGUUCUGGUGCUACAAGAAGGGGACCGACGACUGGGUGUUAUGGGACGACUCGGCUGUGCUCGAGUUUACUUCUGCUUCGACGGCGCUGGUUGUCCAGGCUUGGACGCGCUGCAGGAUGGUUCGACAGUUUGACUUCAAGGUUGCGGUGUCUCUGUUGCUCACUGCCAUCCCAUCCAGUACGGCCAGCCGAACUCCAGCAACAAUCAGCCUCAACGGUACGCUACUAGAUCUCUCCAAGAUGCCUGCGAGUUGCCUGAGCAACGAGAUGAUGACGGGAUUCAAGUUUUCCAGUUCAAACGGCGCGAACGCAGCUUACACGUCGCAGUGCGCGGCCCUCACCGCCCACCUGAUGGACUGCGGGACGGCGGCCAUCAACUCCUUCAAGCUCGAGACCAACAUCGAGUCGAAUAAGGCCAUACACGGAACUUCUGCCAACUAUCUCGACCGCCAGACCGUAGCGUGUCCGGCGGACUCGUAUCUGGCCAAGACGCAGAUUCUCAACGACACGAACAACGUCAAUAUCUGGUACCGAUCCACGUGCUGCUACUACCAACGGGCCAACGUGACCCGCACCUCGUACGGCACCAUGGUGCCAGUGUCUGUCGCUGGGAUGGUCACGUUGCCGGUGUCGUGCUUGGCCGGAGGGGGGAUGAACGGCUUCAGGCUUGACUAUUUCUCUGCGAGCUACAGUGUCAGUUGUCUGGCCGAUCCGAGACUGCUGCCGGGGCCGCAGCUCUACACGAACUGGGUGUCGAACAACGGCUCGAUCUUCUCUCUGGUCAACCACGUCAUGCAACAGAGCACUGGGCAGUUACCAGCUUGA
This is a messenger RNA of Phytophthora sojae, 2451 nucleotides long. RefSeq lists its product as hypothetical. The transcript has 6 exons. The coding region runs from base 1 to 2451 and encodes 816 amino acids. Lineage: Eukaryota; Oomycota; Peronosporomycetes; Peronosporales; Peronosporaceae. The record is from RefSeq and is a predicted model, not a curated record.